CAUUAACUAUCCCUCCCUCCAAUCCUAUUGAAUAGGCUUCGAGGAAGAGAGAGAAAAAACACAGAGGGAGAUGUGAGCAGCAAAUCCCUUUUUUAUUCCCCCUCGUAGCACUCAAUAAGAGAAGAAUGUGUUGCCUAUCUGCUGUCACCGCCGAGGGGAUCAAGCCUGCGGGACUGUCCCACGCGUUCCACGCACCGCGCAGAGCAUCACUCAGAGGGACACAGUGAGGAGGAGUGCAGCAUCCUCCUCGCAUGCGUGCAGGACUUUUCAACAUCAUCCUGCAACCUGUCGACAUCCGCUCGUACUCAAUCGAGUCCAUUCAUUAAACCGGUGAGCGAGGGCGCGAUGAGGAGUUUGGCGCUUCUGCUGGGCGUGAAAGCCGCGUGCAUCCUGCUGGUGUCGUCGCUCUCCGGCACCGGGGCCGUCAACAACAGUGGCCGGUGGUGGGGCAUUGUCAACGUGGCCUCCUCGUCCAACCUUCUCACCAACUCCAAAAAUGUGCAGUUGGUCUUGGACCCGAGCCUGGCCCUACUGAGCCGUCGGCAGCGUCGACUGAUUAGGCAGAAUCCUGGCAUCUUGCACGCCAUCACUGCUGGACUUCACACAGCCAUAAAAGAAUGCAAGUGGCAGUUCCGUAACCGCCGCUGGAACUGCCCGACCACCCACAACCCGGCGAUAUUUGGCAAAAUUGUCAACCGUGGUUGCAGAGAGACGGCCUUUGUGUUCGCUAUCACCAGCGCGGGGGUGACUCAUGCGGUUGCUCGCUCCUGUUCAGAAGGGGCCAUUGAAUCGUGCACGUGCGAUUACCGGCGCAGAGGUCCCGGGGGGCCAGACUGGCACUGGGGGGGCUGCAGUGACAACGUGGACUUCGGCAGGAUGUUCAGCCGUGAAUUUGUGGACUCCAGCGAGAGAGGCCGAGAUCUGCGCUACCUCACCAACCUGCACAAUAACGAGGCCGGCAGAAUGACCGUGUCCUCCGAGAUGCGUCAGGAGUGCAAGUGUCACGGCAUGUCAGGCUCCUGCACUGUCCGGACCUGUUGGAUGCGCCUCCCAAGCUUUCGUGCUGUGGGAGACUUCCUCAAGGACCGCUUUGACGGUGCAUCCCGAGUCGUUUACGCCAACAAGGGCAGCAAUCGCGCAUCACACCGAGCAGACCCUCGCCACCUGGAACCGGAAAACCCGGCUCACAAACCACCCUCUGCCAUGGAUCUGGUCUAUUUUGAGAAAUCGCCAAACUUCUGCUCUUACAACGGUAAAAGUGGCACUUUGGGAACUUCGGGUAGAACUUGCAACAGCUCUUCUCCGGGCCUGGAUGGCUGCGAGCUGCUCUGCUGCGGACGAGGGUUUAAGACCCGAGCCGAGAGUUUCACGGAGCGAUGCAACUGCACGUUCCACUGGUGCUGUCACGUCAGCUGCCUGAACUGCACCAGUACUCGAACGAUACACCAGUGUCUAUGAUCAUGGGGGCAGGAGGGAUGAUUAGUUAUCAGGCCUGCGAGAAGCACAAUUUGUUAGAAAUGAAAUAGCUGGCUGAGAAAGUCACACAUACUGUAUACAGGCGGUUGCUGGGGGUAAACUGACAGGGAACGUUAUCACCCCAAAAAUUCAAUCAAUGAACAAAAGCACAAAUGUACAAACAGGGUAUAAAAAGGAACAUAUGUGCUUGCUCCUUACUUUUAAUGCUCAGACGUUUUCAGAUAAAAGCAUGGGGAUGUAUAGUAAAUCAGUCAAAACCCCGACCGUGCUUCACACGAUAAGUGUUAUUUCUUUUGCAAAUGUUUCCCUUUUUUUUUUUCAUUGAAAUCACGGCCUCCCGGUCGGAGCCCGACUUCGAAUUCCCCGACUUCAUUUAGAUUUCAUUGAGAGCAGCAGCUAGACCUCGACCCUGACCCCGAACAGCGCAACAUGCUCGGAAUGCAAAAUGAUCGGGACUGCGAGGUGCCGUGGAAAACGGAAACUGACCAAAUCUUAUGGAGGCAAAGCUUUUCGAAUGUUUGAUGCUUGCAACGCUGCGAAAGAAUGUCAUUGCACCGAGCUGAAGAAAUUCAAAAUAAUCUCCCCAUUUUUAAACUGAUUUCCAAAUAGACAGUCAAUUGAAACGGAGCAGAUUAAAACCACAAGGACUGAGAAUACUUGGUGUUCUAUUUUGAAGGAUUCAACCCACGUCAAACUGUGCAUCAGCUAAGAGAACCAAAAUGCUGUACAUAACAAAAUAUAUGAAUAUAUUUAUAAUGAAUUCAUUGCUGAAUGAUGUAUGCACCUGUUCAUGCUGGAGAAAAUGUCAUUACUUUCACUGUCCCUGUUUUGUCAUGUUAUGAUUACUUUCUGGAGUAAUGUAGUUGUAGAACUUUUACAAGGACCAUAACAGUACCACUUGCUGUGUUUUGCCAUGCACUGAAUACACGCGUGUUUUUAUCAGUGUAAAUAUAAAAAUAUUUAUUUGUAAGGGUUUUUAAUACCGAGAUAGUAAGAUGGAAGAAGCGAUGCUCUUUAGGGAAUACAAGUGAUGUAGG
Messenger RNA from Phyllopteryx taeniolatus (common seadragon), 2513 nucleotides. It is a transcript of the gene wnt1, whose product is annotated as wingless-type MMTV integration site family, member 1. Gene Ontology annotation, biological process: multicellular organism development; canonical Wnt signaling pathway; cell fate commitment. NCBI's taxonomy places the organism in Eukaryota, Metazoa, Chordata, Actinopteri, Syngnathiformes, Syngnathidae. Gene Ontology annotation, cellular component: extracellular region. The coding region runs from base 346 to 1458 and encodes 370 amino acids. The transcript is spliced from 5 exons. Gene Ontology annotation, molecular function: frizzled binding; cytokine activity. The record is from RefSeq and is a predicted model, not a curated record.